This is a messenger RNA of Arabidopsis thaliana (thale cress), 283 nucleotides long. RefSeq lists its product as uncharacterized. The coding region runs from base 41 to 283 and encodes 80 amino acids. The transcript has 2 exons. Lineage: Eukaryota; Viridiplantae; Streptophyta; Magnoliopsida; Brassicales; Brassicaceae. The record is from RefSeq and is marked reviewed.
CUUUUUCUCUUGUUCUACUACGAAAAGAAGAAUUCAAGAAAUGGUUCUUACAGAGGCUGAGAUUGAAGCCGAAUUGGAUCGUCUCAUGGAAGCACCGGAAGUAGAUGAAGAGCAAGUGAAGGAUUUGGAGAAGAGAAUGAUCGAGUUCACUAAAACAAACCGAGGUAUAGAUCCCAAGUAUAUGAAGACAAUUGAAUAUCUAAAGAUGGAUAAACGACUCAAAUCUAUGAUCAAAGUUACAGGAACUUCUAUUGUGAAGCAGAAGUCUUCCUCUUCAUCUUAA